CACCUUUCUACACUGUACUUUACUUCUAGGCGGCGUUCGAACUUGUCAUGCAACCUAAAUAAAACAACAACAUCCCAAGAAAAGGGAAAAUCAUCAUUCAUCGCCCGCGAAGUAGUUGAUGUAAAUAAUUUGACCUGAUUUAUUGCGCUGCCAAAUUCCCAUCAUGGACGGCGCAACACCGGAGGCGACGCCAGCGCCUCAUGUAGUCUUCCGCGGGAAGAAAAGGAAGACAUACAGACAACGAACCGAAUCUACCGGCGACGACGACGAAAUAUCGAAGUCAGUACAGACGCCGCAAUCCGAACAAGCAGCGACAACCUCAGACUCAACACCUAGACUCGAUGUUGCCUCCCCGAUACAAAGCGAAGAUGCAACAGAGGAAGAGAAGGGCUUGUCAGUAGCCGAAGUCCUACGACUACGAAAUGCGCGAAAGGCGCGAUUAGGAGGUGUUAAGUUUGGCGCGGGUGCCAGCAAUGCCCUGAGCGAUGCGACGACGGCCGCUGCUGCUGCAGAGAUAGGGGAAGGGCUUGACGACCUGAGUCUUAUGAUACGAGAGGAAGAGAACAAGGCGCUAGACGUCGCGGCCGGCGUAAAGAAGCGCUUCGCACCGCAGACGGGACUGGCGGCUGAUGCGGUCAACAAGCAUAUGGAGGAAUACAUAGAAGCCGAAUUGGCCAAGCGACACAGCGCUAUAGCGUCCUCUUCGUCAACAAGUCGUUCUGCCGCGCAAGGCCGAUCAUCUAACCAAAAGGAAGACGGACAGCAAUUACAAUCGCGAUUCAAUAGUUCCUUCGAAUCAACGGCGACAUCCUCUUCAUCAACGGCGCCUAGACCCGAACCGCUGUAUAACAGAGCCUUACAAGGUCAACUUAUGGAGAUUGAUCUCGGUGACGAAGCGCGUAGCCGCAACGAGGCGCGGACGGAGCGCGCUACGCGCCGCAUGCAUGGCGAGGCCGUCGAGGACGAUGAUGAAGAACAACAGGGCAAUCACAAUAGGCCGCCGAAGAAAGUUCGGCUUGGACGUGAUGGUAAGCCCUGGCGUCCGCGAAAUAGGCGGAACAGCGACGAUAUCAGAAGGGAUCAAUUGGUGGAAGAAAUACUCCGAGAAAACAGAUUGGACGUCUACGAACCUACUCCACCACCCAGAGCCUCUUCGGCUGCGGCCGACGGCGCCAACGGCGGCGCAGCAGAUGCAGAUGGCGCGGCGGAUGAGCGUAUUGCGGAGGAGUUCCGCCGCGAGUUCAUGGACGCUAUGGCGGAGCGCCAGCAAAAGCGUAAGAAGCCGACCAACGCGCCGUCCGGUGGACCCGGAGGUGCUGGUGCGAGUGGGAAGGGGGCUAAGGACGAGGAUGUACUCAAAGGUCCGAAGUUAGGCGGUAGUAGGAAUGCGCGCGCUGCGAUGCGCAAUUUGCUACUUGAAAAGGCGAAGGAAGCCAAGAAGCCUGGGAGGUGAAAGGAGGGCUAGGUAUAUACGGAUAGGUAUGGUGAGGAUGGAGGCAAAUACGACACGGGAAUACGGUAUGAGUGUAAAUACGCAUAGGCUCUUCAAGGCGCGAUGGCGUUGGUGCGGAUGAUUUACUAGGUCCGUCUGCGUGGUUAUAGCAUCGCGUUAGUGAGUGGUUCGCGACAGGUCGAAAUGCAUCAUAUUCACGAUUCGAAGUUAUUGUACUCUUGAAAAUCGAGAGAGGGGGGGUGAUAUGCUAAAACUACGUGCAUUCUACCUAUUGGGCGGCUGGCUGUUGUAGACUAUUAAGCAUCAACACGGCUUUCAAUGUAUUCUACGUGCAGGUACUUAGGGACGCGAGCAAGGUAUCCUCCCAAACGUAGUUCGCCGUUAGACUUCAUCCCUUGCGCCUGCUUGCGUAAUAUAACAAGUCUUGGUUAUGAC
Hypoxylon trugodes is the source of this 1888-nucleotide messenger RNA. Its product is annotated as hepatocellular carcinoma-associated antigen 59-domain-containing protein. The record is from RefSeq and is a predicted model, not a curated record. Bases 164 to 1453 code for a protein of 429 amino acids. NCBI's taxonomy places the organism in Eukaryota, Fungi, Ascomycota, Sordariomycetes, Xylariales, Hypoxylaceae. Gene Ontology annotation, cellular component: spliceosomal complex. The transcript is spliced from 3 exons. Gene Ontology annotation, biological process: mRNA splicing, via spliceosome.